UCACAGCCCUUUUCCCACCUCGCCCCAGCGGCCGCCCUCCUCCAUCAGCCACAGGGCCUCCACCACACCGCCGUCACCCAGCUGGGGAGCGAGCCGCACCACACCCGUCAGACCCGCCUUGUCAAUGGCGUCGGUCAGUCGGCUGCGGAGGGCAUCUCGGAUGUGGCUCUUGAUCAGUCGCGCGGUCGUCCUGAGGCGGCCCACGCCCGGCAGGUCUGUGGAUGUCUGCAAACGAGCCACGGCGUCGGCCGGGAGGUCCUCCAACUUGGCCUGACCAAGGCAAACGAACACACAACAGACACGCGGUUGGUGACACACGAUUGGCGAAUCACUCCCGUGUAUCGUGUGACGGUUGGCUGACCGAUGCGUCAGUGCGCGGCUGAGGGAAGGUGGCCGACUUGACAAGCGCCUUCAGCGUGGCCUUCAGCUUGGCAUACUGCUGCAAUGCGGCUAUCAUGUGAAGCGAACAAUCCUGCAUGCGUGACAAACACGCAGCAGGGGCAUGUGCGUCUGCCCUUGUUCUGCCGAUGUCGCUUCGUGAGUGCUGCCUGCCUCUGGAGGUGCGUACCUGCGAUGAGAGUGCUGAUGGGUCCAGUGCGGACAGGCGGUACAUCAGACAGCUGAUCUGCAUGAGAAGAGAAAACAAGCGUGGCCUGCCUUCCGGUGAGGCUGCCGAUGGAUCAAUUCCAUGAUUGCUGACCUCCGAAUGCUCCUGUUCGAGCCCAGUCAUGGUGGGAGCCCGCAUCACCAUUU
Molecule: messenger RNA, 753 nt
Organism: Vitrella brassicaformis
Lineage: Eukaryota; Vitrellaceae
Source: the annotation of a GenBank genome assembly